GGAGCGACAGGUCUUGGGCCCCCAGGCGGAGCGGCGGGCGCCGGAUCCCCAGGCGGAGCGGCGGGCGCCGGAUCCCCAGGCAGAGCAACAGGUCUCGGGCCCCCAGGCGGAGCGGCGGGCGCUGGACCCCCAGGUGGAGCGACAGGCACCGAGUCACCAGGCACGACAGUGGGCUCCGAGUCAACUGGCAUGACCGCUGGCACUGGGUCAGACAAUGGAUCGUCUGGCUGGACAGCGGGCAUCGGGUCACCAGGCAUCAGGUCAUUUGGCUCAACAGCGGGCACCGCGUCAUCUGGCAAGGCAGUGGGCUCCGAGUCAACUGGCAUGACCGCGGGCACUGGGUCAGACAUUGGAUCGUCUGGCUGUACAGCGGGCAUCGGGUCACCAGGCAUCAGGUCAUUUGGCUCGAGAGCGGGCACCGCGUCAUCUGGAAAGGCAGUGGGCUCCGAGUCAACUGGCAUGACCGCGGGCACUGGGUCAGACAUCGGAUCGUCUGGCUGGACAGCGGGCACCAGGUCAUCAGGCAUCAGGUCAUUUGGCUCGCCAGCGGGCACCGCGUCAUCUGGCAAGGCAGUGGGCACCGAGUCAUCAGGCACGACAGCGGGCUCUGAGUCAAUUGGCAUGACAGCGGGCACCGGAUCAGGUACCGGAUCGUCUGGAUCAACAGCGGGCAUCGAGUCAACUGGC
This is a messenger RNA of Staurois parvus, 687 nucleotides long. Lineage: Eukaryota; Metazoa; Chordata; Amphibia; Anura; Ranidae. The record is from the annotation of a GenBank genome assembly.